CCAAUCGCUGGAGGAUAGAAAGGGGACAAGAAUAAGCAGUUAGGAGGCCAAGACACAAGAAGUUAAAGAGCGCCUAAUAUAUACAUGUUUUUGAAGGCGGGCAGAGAGGGGGGAAAGUGCCCCCGGCGAGGGUCUAUGGGCCUGAUUGUAUAGUUAUGAUGGAGCCCCCUUUGAGCAAGAGGAACCCGCCAGCGCUGAGAUUAGCGGAUUUGGCAACGGCUCAGGCCCAACAGCUUCAGAAUAUGACAGGCUUCCCGGUGCUGGCCGGCCCGCCCGCCCACUCCCAACUCCGCGCCGCCGCCGCGCAUCUCCACCCGCGGGACCCAGACAUUGACCCCGGCGCGGCCAGCACUGCGCUCGGACCCGAGCACAUGGCCCAGGCCAGUGGGCAUGGCCCCAGCCCUCCCGCUCAGGCGCUCCAGGGACAGCCCCAGGCUCCCGCGCCCGCUGCCCGGUCCGCGGCCUCAGAGGCGCACCCGGGCGCCCGCACCCACCCCGACGGCGGGGGCAGCGGUGGCGCGCAAGCCUCGGCGCCCCCGCCUCCAGCCCCUCCUCUUCCUCCCUCCCAGUCCCCCUCUCCCCCUCCCCCGCCUCCUCCUUCUGCCCUCUCGGGCUACACCGCCACCAACAGUGGCGGCGGCGGCAGCAGCGGCAAAGGCCACAGCAGGGACUUCGUCCUCCGGAGGGACCUUUCCGCCACGGCCCCCGCGGCGGCCAUGCACGGGGCCCCGCUCGGAGGGGAGCAGCGGUCCGGCAGCAGCUCCCCCCAGCACCCGACCCCGCCUCCCCACCCGGCCGGGAUGUUCAUCUCGGCCAGCGGCACCUACGCGGGCCGGGACGGUGGCGGCCCCGCGCUCUUUCCCGCGCUGCACGACUCUCCGGGGGCUCCCGGCGGUCACCCGCUCAACGGCCAGAUGCGCUUGGGGCUGGCGGCCGCCGCGGCGGCUGCGGCCGAGCUGUACGGCCGCGCGGAGCCACCCUUCGCUCCGCGCUCAGGGGACGCGCACUACGGGGCGGUGGCGGCCGCCGCGGCUGCCGCCUUGCACGGCUACGGAGCCGUGAACUUAAACCUGAACCUGGCUGCGGCGGCGGCGGCCGCGGCGGCCGCGGGGCCGGGGCCCCACCUGCAGCACCACGCGCCUCCCCCGGCGCCGCCGCCGGCGCCCGCGCCGCACCCGCACCACCCCCACCUCCCGGGGGCGGCCGGGGCCUUCCUGCGCUACAUGCGGCAGCCAAUCAAGCGGGAGCUCAUCUGCAAGUGGCUGGACCCGGAGGAGCUAGCCGGGCCGCCGCCGCCGCUCGCGGCCAGCAGCGCCAAGCCCUGCUCCAAAACUUUCGGCACCAUGCACGAGCUGGUGAACCACGUCACGGUGGAGCACGUGGGAGGCCCGGAGCAGAGCAGCCACGUCUGCUUCUGGGAGGACUGUCCGCGCGAGGGCAAGCCCUUCAAGGCCAAGUACAAACUCAUCAACCACAUCCGCGUGCACACCGGCGAGAAGCCCUUCCCCUGCCCGUUCCCGGGCUGCGGCAAGGUCUUCGCGCGCUCCGAGAACCUCAAGAUCCACAAGCGCACUCAUACAGGGGAAAAGCCUUUCAAAUGUGAAUUUGAUGGCUGUGACAGGAAGUUUGCCAAUAGCAGUGAUCGAAAGAAACACUCCCAUGUCCAUACCAGCGACAAGCCCUACUACUGUAAGAUUCGAGGCUGUGAUAAAUCCUAUACUCACCCAAGCUCUCUGAGGAAGCACAUGAAGAUUCACUGCAAGUCCCCCCCACCUUCUCCAGGAGCCCUUGGUUACUCAUCAGUGGGGACUCCAGUGGGUGACACUUUGUCCCCUGUGCUGGACCCAGCAAGGAGUCGAUCCAGCACUCUGUCCCCUCAGGUGGCCAACCUCAAUGAGUGGUACGUUUGCCAGGCCAGUGGGGCCCCCAGCCACCUCCACACACCUUCCAGCAAUGGAACCACCUCUGAGUCUGAAGAUGAGGAAAUGUACGGGAACCCUGAAGUUGUGCGGACGAUACAUUAGAAUGGUUAUUAAUAAGUUAGAUAGUGAGUGGGAGUCCUUGGACCAUAGCCUAACCUGAGACAAACUGGUGACUCAGACUUGCCACCGGGUCUAAUUAGCCCUAUUUAUUCAGUAUGAAACCCUAUGGUGUUUAUACAUUUAAUUAAGAUAUUUGGGGUUUUUUUCUCUUUCUCGUAAAAAAACAAAAAACAAACAAAUAAAAAAAAACAGGACUGGAGAUACAGCUCAGUGGUAGAGCGAUUGCCUAGCAUGCAUGAGGCUCUGGGUUUAAUCUCUUAACACUGAAGAAAAAAAAAAAUAAUAGCAAACAAAUAAAAGCAACCAAGCUAGACUUGUCCAUUGCAGUGGGACAGGCCUGGAGGCAGAGUCCAUAGAGGAAAAUUAGUGGAGAAAUUGAGAUGUACACUGCCAAUACAGUGUGUGUGUGUGUGUGUGUGUGUGUGUGUGUGUGUGUGUGUGUGUGUGUGUAUCUAGUAAAUGGGAGAAAAAAAGAACAUUAAGUCAGACCUUAACAUAUCAACCAGGCCCUCUUCAUGUCCCGGAGUGCCUCUCAGAUGCCUUUGGCACCAUAAUGAGGGCUGCUUUUGAGCCUUCUUAUAGAGACCUAAUUCUGCAAAGGCCUCUUGAUUGUAAAACACGCACUUGCUGCAUUGACAACAGACCCUGGACUGUGCCUGUAUCCAAAAGUCUUUGUAUCAAACAAACAAACAAACAAAACCUUAAUUUCUAAUAUUUAUCAUUUUAAUUCCUAUGCUUUUAUUACCAAUCUCACCAUAACAUGAUAUUUUUAUACAGGAUUGUUCCUUCAGUAUCUUUCCUUGUGUGAUUUUAAAAAAAAUGAAGCAAAAAAUAAAUAAAUAAGCAAAGUGCAGCCACCUUGCUGUACCCCCCUGUAUCAUGCUACUGUGAUUGUUCAAGCAGAGACAGAAGAGCUGCUAAGACAGACAACUGGGAAACUGUGAUCUUUUGUAAACUAGAGUAGUUCAAGAGCUUUCUUUUCCCUCUGCUGGGUUGUGCUGCCCUUUUGUUUUUAAACUGGGAAUUUUAGAUGCUGCUGCCUCUUGCUGCAUCUUAACUGGUUGGGUAAUAAGGAGUCAUGAGUUACGUUUUGACCAUGAGUUUUUUGGGGUGCCAGCAUGCACAGUAAAGGCUGAGGAGGUGUUAUGGUGGCAUCCUGCCUAUUUUUUAAAGCUUUUUUUUUUUUUUAAACAGGCCAACUCCUUUUUAUAUUACUGUGUCAACCUUUUUUGAAAGUUAUUUUUAAUGCAUUUCUUUCCCCUGCGCCAUGAGCACUGAAUCCUCUUCCAUUUGAAAAUGACAGUGUGAAGUAUAUGAUUUACAUUACAAGAGGAGGAGUUGCUGUAUAUGUUAAAUUUUUUAAAAGGUCUAUAGUUAUCACCAAACACUGAUGAAUGUGUGACCUUUGCCAGGGCUGUCAAGCCAGGAUACAAAGGAUCAAGGACCUAGGACAAUAACUCUUGGUCAGUUUAUGUUCAGUUGGUACAACACAUCUCCUGUGCAAACUGUAGUCCAGCAGAAACAUCACACAUAUACUAAAGAGAACUAAUUUAUCCUCAGAGACCUUGAAGACACCCCCCGCCCCAGGAUUUGUAGAAAUCUGUUUUGUGUGCUGUGAGUGGUUGAUGUAGUCUUGUCAUUGUUAAUAAGUGUCUGUGAAUACUUUUAUUUGUACAGUUUUUUAAUUAAUUUAUUUUUAAAGAUCUUUUUCUUUUUCUGGAAGAGUUCAAAGCACACCAAAGAAAUAUAUUAUACAUUUUGGUGAAAGAUUGUCAUUUAUGAUCCAUGGUUUAUUUAAGAAAAAAGAAAAGUGGGAAAAUAUAAAAUAUAUUUUUAAGCUUACUUGAAUGGACAAGGUAAUGUGAAAACCCAAGACUCUUCCUGCAUGUCUUUCUGCCUUGUGUUGAUGAGAUUAUAGUUUAUAGAUAUAUUACUAGUACAAUGCAUGGUGCUGUUACGUGGACACCUUUCAAUGUUGUCUUCAGAUUGUUACAGUGAAUAUGAUACAUGCAGACCCUCCUUUACAAAGAGAAAGACCUACAACUUGAAUAUAAAAUAAUUCUACAUUUUAAAAGUUUGAUUUUUUUCCCUGUUAUUUACUUUCAAAGUCCUUUCAAAUAGAAAUGAUAAGGUAUGAACUUGGGUGGGAUAACUUAUGUACUGUAAAUUUGUUAGGACAAAAUAUUCCUGAUGUACGAGUUGUUUUAUUUAUACAACUUUUUCAAUGGUAGUUUGCACUAUUCUUUAUCAUGUUACAGGUUUAUUUAUUAUGAAACAAAGGAAUAUGUAUUUUAUGUAUUUUGCCAUGCAUAGGUUAACUCUGCCACAGAUUUAUUGGUUCCUGAUGCACCGAAAAUAAAACCUUAAAGUGUGUACCUCCAUUAGAGAGAAAGCGAGACUGAUGAUGGAAUGACAAAUGUAAUAAAGGUAUUCUUCCUAUGUAUUGCUACAUUUUA
Peromyscus californicus insignis is the source of this 4498-nucleotide messenger RNA. RefSeq names its product Zic family member 5 (gene Zic5). Gene Ontology annotation, molecular function: RNA polymerase II cis-regulatory region sequence-specific DNA binding; DNA-binding transcription factor activity, RNA polymerase II-specific. Gene Ontology annotation, biological process: regulation of transcription by RNA polymerase II; central nervous system development. Gene Ontology annotation, cellular component: nucleus. The transcript has 2 exons. The coding region runs from base 156 to 2024 and encodes 622 amino acids. The record is from RefSeq and is a predicted model, not a curated record. Lineage: Eukaryota; Metazoa; Chordata; Mammalia; Rodentia; Cricetidae.